GGAUUUUCCUGCAAUGUCAGACAAGAAGCGUGAAUCACUUGCAUCCAAGAUCGAUGAGGUAGCUCGCAACCAGAUUUGGCGCGAGCAGCUCAAGACCGAGUAUGAGAUGGAAAGUGCACUGACACCGUUCCAGCUCAACCCGAAGACACUAAGCUCGAUCACUCUAAAGCCAACCCAGACUCACCCAGAAGACUUUGGUAAAGUACAAGAUGACCAGGGAACACGAGAUCUCGCUGCAAAGCUGCGUGAAGUGACCAAGAGACCCACAGAAAAACAAGCCCUACCGAUGACAGAAGCUCAGCGUGUCGGGUGGCUUCAUGACAUGGCAAGCAAAGGGAUCCGAGCAGACAUGCAUCAACGAAUGUUCAAGGGUCGUGGCAGCUGCGACGUCACCAAAUUCGCCGAUUCUUACUGCACUAUGGCAGGCUGCAGCCCUUUUGCCGACAAAUCCACUCGCUGAUCCAGGAACCACAGGGAUAGAAGAGGAAUAAACAUGUUAUAGCCAACAUAUUAAGAAAGGCUACGCCCAAAAAACAUAUUAAAGCCCU
Messenger RNA from Phytophthora infestans T30-4, 548 nucleotides. RefSeq lists its product as hypothetical. The transcript is spliced from 3 exons. Gene Ontology annotation, cellular component: ciliary base. The record is from RefSeq and is a predicted model, not a curated record. NCBI's taxonomy places the organism in Eukaryota, Oomycota, Peronosporomycetes, Peronosporales, Peronosporaceae. Bases 14 to 460 code for a protein of 148 amino acids.